Molecule: messenger RNA, 218 nt
Organism: Cylicostephanus goldi
Lineage: Eukaryota; Metazoa; Nematoda; Chromadorea; Rhabditida; Strongylidae
Source: the annotation of a GenBank genome assembly
AUGGUUCUGGAUGUGAUGAAGCCCUUGAAGCAUAAACAGCUACUUGAAUACGAACUGGAAGGUUUUGGAAUACGUCUGAACAAGCAACCACCGAACAUUGGUUUCAAGAAAAAGGACAAAGGAGGUCUUAAUUUGACAGCUUUGGUAAGAUUCGCUAAUUUUUGGCUUACUGUCUCAUUUUUCUUUCAUUUUGAGUCUUUGAUUUUGUUAUUUUGACC